Cantharellus anzutake is the source of this 926-nucleotide messenger RNA. Its product is annotated as histone-fold-containing protein. Gene Ontology annotation, molecular function: protein heterodimerization activity; DNA binding; structural constituent of chromatin. Gene Ontology annotation, biological process: nucleosome assembly. The transcript is spliced from 5 exons. Lineage: Eukaryota; Fungi; Basidiomycota; Agaricomycetes; Cantharellales; Hydnaceae. Gene Ontology annotation, cellular component: nucleosome. Bases 266 to 577 code for a protein of 103 amino acids. The record is from RefSeq and is a predicted model, not a curated record.
ACACUCAAGAAGCAUCAGGGGAAAAGAGUAGUGUAAAAAACAAGUUGACGUUUACGAUCGUUGUUUUUGUUUAUCAGUUUGUUUGUUUAUAUUGAUUCCGGCCAACCAGCGCUGUCGUAUUCUGCAUCCGAGGCCCAAGCACUCCAAGUUCAUAAAAGGAACCCCUCAUCACACUUUUCGAGCUCACUUCAUUCUCGACCCACGCACUUUGCUGGUCUUUCCUCCACAAUCUCGCCUCUAAGCCCUUAAUACAUAUCGCAUAACAAUGUCUGGCCGUGGCAAAGGUGGUAAGGGUCUCGGAAAGGGUGGUGCUAAGCGUCACCGCAAGAUUCUUCGGGAUAACAUUCAGGGCAUUACCAAGCCCGCAAUUCGCCGUCUCGCCCGCCGUGGUGGUGUCAAACGUAUCAGUGGUUUAAUCUAUGAAGAGACGCGUGGGGUGCUCAAGAUCUUCCUUGAGAAUGUCAUUCGCGAUUCGGUAACGUACACUGAACAUGCCAAGCGUAAGACGGUCACAGCCCUCGAUGUUGUCUAUGCUCUGAAACGAUCAGGGAAGACAUUAUAUGGUUUUGGUGCCUGAUUCCUUUCUCAUUUGGAUUGUCAUUAUCUUAUUUGUACUUGUAUCUGGGACUAACUAUUCUUCCCACCUUGAAAUAUCCAUUACAGUAUUUCACACACUGAGAAACUCCGUGAAGUACAUUAAUUCACACGUGAAUGGGUUUCCACCCUUCAAUGGUUACUGUACAUGACCAACUACUGCUUUGUCAAAAUUAGCGUGACACAAUUUUGCCGGAUGAUGAAUCGCAAAGGCAUUUUAGUUGGGGGUGGGCAAUGUAGGUUGGUUCCGUGUUCUGCUUAUGUAAUCACAUGGAGCAGAAAAGUGUACCAAAAAUGUCUCGUGAACUUUCUCACCACACACAACAAAUAAA